AAAUAAGACGCAUAAAAGGAAGGACGUGCUUGUUUUGCUUCCGAACACGUUCGCGCGAUAUGCGUGUUUUAAACGCGAGCUUUGUUUAGAAAUCUACAUAACACUUAGUAUAACUAACUUUCAGUGAUUGUUAAUAAACGGUAAAAUGUGAAUUUACAAGAACUGCAAUUAUAUGUACAUUUUAUUUAAUUUUAAUCGUGAUUGGAUGAAAUUCAAGAUGUCAAGGUCACUGUACUGGUUGUACGUUCUCGGUUGCGUGUGCGCAGUCAGCUCUCUUCGUGUGGGUGUCGGCAUCGCUGACGUCACAGGGCCACCAGCUGAAAUCGCUUUUAUGGGUUAUGCGAACUUGGAACAAACAGGCCACGGUAUACAUUUACGGCAGUUCGCGAGAGCGUUCGUUUUAGAAGACAAUGCCAAUUCCACUCGCGUUGUUUUUGUCUCAGUGGACGCUGCUAUGAUGGGCAAUGGUGUAAGGAAAGAGGUUCUGAAACGUCUGCAGAAACGUUAUGGAAAUCUUUACAAUGAGGGUAACGUCAUACUAAGCGGGACUCACACGCAUUCAACUCCUGGAGGAUUCCUGCUGGACUUCCUCUUUGACUUGCCGAUACUGGGUUUCGUGAAGGAGACCUAUGUUGCCUACAUAACAGGUAUACUUAAAAGCAUAAUUAUAGCCCACAACAAUCUCACACCAGCGCGUAUGGAAUACGGGGAAGCUGAACUCUUAGAUGCAAACAUCAACAGAUCACCUUCCUCUUAUCUACGGAACCCGCCCGAAGAACGAGCCAAGUACAAAUACGACGUAGACAAAACCCUUGCACAAGUCAGGUUCGUGUCUCCUUCGAAUAAGAUAAUAGGCGUGAUCAACUGGUUCGCGGUGCACCCCACUAGUAUGAACAACACCAACCGUCUCAUUUCAUCAGAUAAUGUUGGCUAUGCGUCCAUUCUCAUGGAGAAGGCGUUGAAUGGAAACAAGACUCUUCCGGGGAAGGGUCGAAUAGUUUGUGCCUUCGCAUCGACCAAUCUCGGCGACGUCUCCCCAAACACAAAAGGUCCGAAGUGCGAGUUCUCUGGAAAAGUUUGCGACCAGGAAAAACUGUUAUGUAAUUUGCCCAAAGAACGAUGUUUCGCGUCUGGCCCCGGGAGGGACAUGUUCGAGAGUACCAAGAUCAUCGCUACUAAGAUGUUCGACACUGCAAUGAAAGUCCUCAACCAGAAGGGGGAAGAUUUAACCGGUCCCGUAGGAGUCAUACACCAGUUCGUCGAGAUGCCAGUGCAGGAAGUGCCCCCGUACGAUCCAGUGACCGAAACUUUUAAUACAAGCGCGGCCGCGGGCGGCUGCGUGCCGGCGAUGGGCUACAGCUUCGCGGCGGGCACGACGGACGGGCCCGGCGCCUUCGACUUCACGCAGGGCACGACGGGCACCAACCCGCUGUGGGACGCCGUGCGGGACUUCAUCGCCGCGCCCGCGCCGCAGGACGUCGCCUGCCACGCGCCCAAGCCCAUCCUGCUGGCUACGGGCCGGGCCAAAUUCCCCUACGAAUGGCAACCACGUAUAGUAUCAUGCUCCGUGGCUCGUAUAGGGGGCCUGUUCAUAGCGGCAGUGCCUGGUGAAUUCACGACCAUGUCAGGAAGACGUCUCCGACGCGUAGUUAUGAAGGCUUCGGGUGCCAAGAGGGUGGUUAUCGCUGGAUUAUCCAACAUUUACUCUGACUAUAUCACCACCCCAGAAGAGUAUCAGGCACAACGCUACGAAGCGGCGUCCACGAUCUUCGGCCCGAACACUCUGAACGUGUAUCUGCACAAGUAUCACGAGUUGGCCGGCGCGCUGGUGACGGGUGGUGAACUGGACCCUGGUCCUGCACCGCCGGAUUUCAGCGAUCAGCUCAUAACCCUCGUGCCGCCGGUGUUGUGGGACUCCGCGCCCUGGGGACACGAGUUCGGUGACUGUGUGAAGCAACCGCAAAAGUCGUACAGCUACAAUGACGUUGUUACUGCUACUUUCGUGUCCGGCCACCCUCGCAACAGUGUGCGACACGGGCGCUGGUUCGCGACUGUAGAGCGACAAGAGUCCGCCUCCGACGAUUCCUGGACAGUUGUUGCUACAGACGCCGAUUGGGAGACCAGGUUCACAUGGCUCCGUAACUCAAAAAUCUUGGGCACAAGUCACGCUGUCAUCGAAUGGGAAAUUCCAGAAGGGACACCACCCGGUACAUAUCGACUACACCACUACGGCAACUACAAGUACAUUCUGGGGGGGAUUUACCCCUACCACGGGUUCACUGAUCCCUUCGAAGUCACAUAAUUAGGUGUAAAAAUUGUAUAUAUUUUGUAAAUAGAGUCAAUUAGUAAUUUCCAAAGAUAGUUAGUCGACUUGCCCGGUUAUGUGUUUUUAAAUUUUUUUUUUGGACGAAAUAUAAGCACUAAAGUAACUGGAAAAAUUUGGCUUGAAGCAAUUUACUGACAAUCUUAAAGCAGUCCUCUGCUUUACACAAUACGCAAUAUAACUGAUUCUCAUUAAUCAUAGCUUAUAUUUUGUCCGAAUGAACUAAAUUAUUACAAUUUUAUUGAUGUAACUAGUCUAUUAAGCUGUGUACUGUUGUUGGCAAACAUCUUAGCGUUAAUAUUAUCCGCUAGCUGUAUGUAAAGUAAAUAAUGUAAAAAAAAACUGAGAGUUAAAACAGUUUUGUAAUAGUAACGAUACCAAAAAUUGCUCUCUUUUUGAAAUUAAUCCAAAUAAUCCCAUCAGUUUCAUUAAAAAUCUAUUGCAAUUUUUUUUUUAACAGUCAAAGAUAUCGGUCAAAAUGA
Melitaea cinxia (Glanville fritillary) is the source of this 2805-nucleotide messenger RNA. RefSeq names its product neutral ceramidase (gene CDase). The record is from RefSeq and is a predicted model, not a curated record. The transcript has 14 exons. Lineage: Eukaryota; Metazoa; Arthropoda; Insecta; Lepidoptera; Nymphalidae. Gene Ontology annotation, molecular function: N-acylsphingosine amidohydrolase activity. Gene Ontology annotation, biological process: sphingosine biosynthetic process; long-chain fatty acid biosynthetic process; ceramide catabolic process. Bases 173 to 2302 code for a protein of 709 amino acids. Gene Ontology annotation, cellular component: extracellular region.